AUGCCCUUAACAGUCGAUAUUGCCGAGUUCAAUUGUGGCCCUCAGAACAACGAAUCCUUCCGUCGGCUAGCCUUCUCCUUCCAUCAAAGCCUUCUAAAUUUGGCCUCAACACUAGUUGUACUAGAGUUCAACAUGUUCGACGGAGUACGACAUUAUUCGAGUCAGAAUCUGGGGAUUUCAUUCGAAAGGCUACACGAGAAUCGGCAGCUCUACAAUUCACCUCAGAAUCGGUCGACGAUCAGAGAUCCACGAUAUAUGGUGGUGGAGUUGAAGAUGUUCAUUGGAGUGGUGUUGAACGCGUUGAGACGAGGUUCGGAACGUCACGUUUUGUGGCUCAAGUUUGUGGUCAAUUGUCUACCAUACUUGGAUAGGUAAGGAUUACUAUAUUUUGAUAUGGCAGAGUUCAAUUAAAUUUUGAUCGAUAAUUUAUGGUUUUUUGGCUUUAACAUUGCAUCUUCAAUAAUUUUGCUUUCAGAACCUUGCCAACCUUCUGCGUCCACGUUGUAGAUCAACUUUGUCGCAAUAUCUAUGCCUGUGUCUCAUCAAACUUUGCCGGAUUGACAACAAACUCCUUAUCAAACUCGACCGAUGGCAGUUACGAAGCCUUGGUCAGCGAACCAACAACCCCCAUCAAGACCUUUGAAGAUUUCCGAUUCCCCAAAACCGACGUCUUCUCAGCGUUGGGUGCGAUACAGUCUCAAAACUACCCAUCCGGAUACUGUAUUGGACUCUUAAAGACCCUAACAUCUAUUUUACAUUACGGUAUCAUUGAUGCCAGUCCAGCUUCGACCCCGUUCUUAUUGUUGAGGGCUAGCUUCAGCAACUUUUCGGCAGCAUCGUACUCACAUUCAACAGCAUACGGUAGAGAUAGUACGGUAUCGACUAACUCGUCAUCAUCAAAUAACAUGAGCAGUAUGGUUGGAAGUGCCAUAUCAGCCAUACCUGGAAUCAAUUUCUUGGGAAAGGUGUUUACAUCGAGUGAUAGUGGGAAUGUAAGUUGUGGUAGGGGGAGCAAGUAAUAUUUUAGGUAACAAAAUAAUUUUUUUAAAUUUAGUGAUAAAAAUGAAAAUUUUAGGUAAUACUUAAGUUUACAUUUUUAGACUCACACAAGUGCAUUGAGUGCCAAACUAGAAUCUAAAUCCUACGAACCCUACAAGAUAGCUAAGAAAGAGCUGACUAAAACCUUCCCAGCUGUCCUAGCCAUCCUCAGCGACGUCUGGUACUUCACCUCUCAUGGCGUUCAACCACGAACUCCAAUCGGCAACAGCAGCACUAUUUGUGGCCACAUCCUCGGGCUUGUCGGCCCAAUGGCCAAGUCCCAACCCCAAGUCCUUCUCCACUCGGCCGCUUUGGUAUGGCAAACUCGAGGCAUCCCCUUAUCAAUGAAAAAGGCUCAAGAUCACCCUAGCUUCGACUACACCCAUCAUCAGAAGUCGUUGUCUGAGCUGAUGUUGAAGGUAUUCUCUUUUGCUGAAAUGGUCAACUCAACACUGGAUUUGCUGAAGGAUACGGCCGGUAAAACCCCAUCAACGUCGAACACAACAACUACUAUAACAUCAAAGAAUCAGGAGAAAACGGUGGCUACAAACCCGAAUGAAGUACCAUUGUUGGAGCUACUCCACUGCACGAUGAAUAUCAUUGCGACGAGUGAGCUGAGACAGACUUGGGCCGCUUUAAAUGUACUUUUUAAUGAAACGAAUCCGAUCAAUAUGAGUCCGAGAGGCGUUUUCUUGAUCUUUACGUAAGUUUUCUUGAAGUUUGAGCAAUGUUUAGGUAGUUAUUGGUUUGAAAUUGGAUUUUUUGAAUUACAAAUGGAUUAUAUGAUACAAAUAAUAGUAUAUAUGAAUUAAAAAUCUUGUAAAAACGAUUCAAGCACAUCAAAUAAUUUAAAGAAGCAAAGUGAUGAUCAUCGAUUUACUUUUUCCGAUCGGUAGGACUAUUGUAGUGUUGAGCUUCUUUGGGGCUCUUGACACUCUUCUUGUCUCUGACUAAGUUUCCAUCUUCGUCCAACAUUAAUUUAGUGUUGUGGACCUGGUAGAAGUAUUUGAUUAAAGCAUCUUGGAACACGGUGUCGGGGUUCAUUCUUUAACUGGAACAGCAUAUUGAGAAAAUGUAAAAUACGGCACUUAGAAGACAUUAGGUAUUUAUUAUAAACAAAUUUCUUGUUUACUAUGACGAGAGUUGCUUAUACAGAUGGUUCACUAUAUAGAGAGACCACUGUACGUACAGUGGAACGCUCUAACGAAGUGUUCCGGGAUUUCAAACUUGUUUGUUAUAAAUUAUUUUAGAUAUAGAGGAGUUUUUAAAACUAAAGACUAAAUAAAAAAAAUAGUUGAAAUGUAUAACGAAUUGCCAUAUAUCGAAAUUUAUGUAUAAACAGUAUAAUUUUAUUUUCUAACUGACACAACACAGUGGCUUCCCUCCUCUAUACCGAAACUCCUUCAUAACGAACAAAUUUUAAAUUCUCGGACAAUUUGUUGAACAGGAGUUUAACUGCAUAAAAAGUGUGAAAAUGUUUAAAAACUUACUAGACGAUGUUAAGGUGAAGGUACGAGUCGUAAAUGAUGGAUAAGAGCUGUUAAAAUGAGAAAAAUCGUUUAUAACAUAAUAGUUUUGAUAUACAACGCGCGACAUUUAGUUUUUGCUUUUUUUUUUGGUUUUACAUUUGGCUUGUGUUUUCAAAAGGUAUCGGGUCAAACAUAGAAGAAGAAAUAAUAUAUAGGCAAAAGAAAGGAUAAUAUAAUUUAAAAAAUAGUGUAUGGCAAAGACAAUGCAAGAAAGCAUGUUUAUAUACAACAGAAAAGACAUUUCUGUGAACUUUUUGACCAAGAUAUAGCUUGAAAGUAACACUUUGAUACCUAAAAAUGAGCACUACUACUUGUAAGGUUAAAAAGUUUAUAGAAAAAUUGAGUAAAAAGCGUUAGUUUUAAGGUAAAAAAGCUGUUCUAUAGACUUUUUGACCUCAAAAUCUUUUUUUUAAUAUCAGUUUCUUGAUGAAGGCUAAGUUAACAUUACAUUCUUUCAGAAUCCUGAGCGAUUUUGUAAAGUUGUGUGGAUCUCAAGUCGUCAUCGAAGACCGGUCGAUAAGCAGAGGAUGUCAAGAAGCCUGUCAACGAAUAAUCGAAGCAUUGAAUUUGAUCGUGGGUUGGCAAUUGGAAUCGACCACUUGGCUGAAGAGGACAUUGGUCGUGAAACAAGACACUUCUAGUAAGUUUUGUCAUAGUUUUUAUACAUUUUGGGAUGUAAUUUGUCAUAGGUUAAGUUGAAAAGGUCUUGUUAAACAUUACUAGGGCUAUUUAGUAAUGUUUGACAGAUUUUUUAAUGUAAAAUCUUGUAUUUUAGUUACCUCAAAGAUUUUAUGUUGUUUUAGGUAAUAUUUGUUCGAAAUUGAUCUUGUUUUACGUAUAUCAGAUAUUUUUUGGGUUAUAAAGCCAAACUGUUUUGUUUUUAGGUAUAAAUUUUGAGUUUUUACGCUUUUUUAGGUACAUUUUUUGUUUUUUAGGUAAUAGUGAUUAGAUUUGACAUGAUGUUUUUUGACUUUUAAGGUUUUCUUGUUUCUUUUCCGACCAUAUUUUACUGAGAAUUGACCUUAUUUUAGAUAGAGAUUUGAUUUUUUAGGUAAUGAAUAUGAAAAGUCUCACCUUUUUAUAGAUUAAAAUUAUAAUUUAUAGAUUUUUUUCUUUAUUAUGUGCAUGUCUCAGUUAAAAUUGGGCUUGUUUAUUAUUAAAAAUGUUAUUUUUUGCAAUUUUUAGGCAAAGAAAACAAAAAAAAUUUACCUUGUUUUAGGUUAAAAUGGUGAUUUUUUGACUUUUUCUUAGUAUCUCAGCUCCAUAUUUUGCCUAAAGUUCUUAUUAUAUUUGAUUUUUGUGACUUUUUUAAUUGUUUUGGGCUGAUAGCAUACUUAAAACUUAUUUUAUUUUAGACCAAAAGCUAUCAGAUGUUUCCCCAACCCUCGAGUUCAAGAACACUGGCUCAAUGUCGGAGAACAACUCGAUCAAAGGCUCAACCAACUCACUAGCCCCAAGACAAUCAAAUCAGCCUUCAAUCGACUCUAAUUCUCAAUUGGCUGGAUCUGUUGCUCAGCUCUCAACGAUGACAUUCGAAUCCAAAAAGUCAUCGAGCUCGUUGAUAAGGUCGUCACUGAAGGAUGGAAACAACAACAAAAAGGACCCCACCAACAGUACACAGGCACUCUUCUUGUUGGCUGAGGUGGGUUUUGAAGGGAAUUUAUGCUUAGGGGUUGCUUUUUUGGAAAUUUGUAUAGGGGGUGUUUUUUGGAAAAUUUUUCUUAAGGGGUGUUUUUCUGCAAAAAAAUUUUUAAGGGACUUGUACUUUCAGAACCUAGCCGAACUGAUCGACUCGAUUUGUCGCAGCGAGGACAAAGAUAAGCUGAUCCCGACCGUCCAGGCCGUCUGGAACAACACCCUACCCUACCUGAAAGCCAAGUCCGCGCGAAACGUUCGCUUCUUCCUAGCCAGCUCAAUGUUCUUGGCCAGCCUCUCCAGCUUCAACUACAUGCGGUCGGUGUGGAAGAAGGCGGCGAUGGACCUUCUCCUCGACUCCAACUUCUUCAAGAUGGACAACAAGGCCCUGAAGCAGUGGUUGAUUGUCAUCGACAAUCUGAUGACAAAUGACAAAACCUCAUUCAAAGAGCUGCUACAACGAAUCCCCAGUGGCAAUACAACGGCCAUUUCGAAUUUCAUGACGAACAAAGAUCAAGAGAACGAAAUGAGAGCGCAGGCGUUGAAACGACUGGCUUUUGUCAUAUUGUCCAGUCAAACUGAUCAAUAUUGCUCCAAUUUACCGGAGAUUCAAGGUGAGUUUAGGAAACGACAUGCAUUACUCAUUGAAAGGGCUUAGUUUUGUUUUGGAAAAGAUUUAGGAUGAUAAGAAAGUGAUAUUGUGUUAGGGAGAGACAAGUUAUACGAUGAAACAUGUUUUAUUGUAUAACAUGUCACUUUACUUGAAAAGUUGAUUUUUUACUAUUGAUAACAUGAUUUUAAGUUAUUUGAAGUAUUCUAAACUUGUUUGGAAUUUAAAAAAUUCUAUUUUUGGUCUAGAAAGACAAGUUAUACGAUGGAACAUGUUUCACCGUAUAACAUGUCGCUUUUUUAAAAAAAACUAAACUUUAUUUGUCGGAUACUCAAUAAACUGUUUUCAGAACGUCUAACCGACAACCUCCGGCAAAGCAGUGUACCAGUCGUGCACUCUCAAGUAUUCGUGUGCUAUCGAGUACUACUACUUCGAGUACGACCAGGGAAUCUGUCUUCAAUUUGGCCAUCCAUGGUGACAGAAGUUGUUCAAGUCCUAAGCCAACUCGAAACGCACAUUUUCCAAUCCACAUUGGAUGAGCUACGAUCCCCGAAAGACGAGAAUCUGCUACAGUUGUUCUUAUCAUCGUGCAAAUUCUUGGAAGCACUGUGCACUCUGCCCUCGGGCUACAUUCCUCAAUUCCAACUCUUCAAUUGGGCUUUUGUCUCACCAAUCACGCCAGACCCUCAACAUGAAGGGUUUGUACCAUUUGCGACACGACUGGAUCAGUUAAUGGAGAAGAAGGUAGGGUUAUACGAUCGAAGGGGUACAGAAAAUACUCCUGUGUAACUAAAAUUCAUAAAAAAAACAUUGAGCUGAUUCUGGACGGAUCGCGCACUUUCACUGUAAGAUAUUAAAAGACAUGUUAUACGAUGAAAGGUGUACUUUUUAAAUAUUUUUAAAAUUUUGAAAUAAAUUUCAAAAAAUUUUAUAAAACUUGAAAUUUUUUAUUUAAAACAAUAGUAGAGGUAGUAGAGUUUUAAUAUUCUUAUUUUCAGUUUGGAGCCCUGAGCGAUCGUGACAAGGAAAUGAGGUCGGCUUCUCUAUGUUCGGUCAAAACUCUGACGGCAGUCCAAGAGCUUCAGCCCUUCUUCCACGCACUCGCCUUCCAACAUAAAACAAGGAUCUCGAACUUGGGCGGCAGUUUUCAGGUAAUUUUUAAGUUUUUUUGAAUUUAAAAAAAAUUAUUUAAUUUUUGAAAUUUUGUGGCAUUUUCAAUGAUAUUACUUUGAUAUUUGAAUUGUCAAUGAUAUUAACUUUGCUAUUUACAUUGUCAAUGAUAUUAACUUUACUAUUUCCAGGAGACCGAGAUGCGAGACGCCAAUUACCUAAACGGAAGCCUCACCUUCAACUCGGCCCUUCAGCGACUCGAAACCGCCCUUCAUGUGGACUUUGCCGACCAUUGGCAACUCUAG
Bursaphelenchus okinawaensis is the source of this 6227-nucleotide messenger RNA. The record is from the annotation of a GenBank genome assembly. NCBI's taxonomy places the organism in Eukaryota, Metazoa, Nematoda, Chromadorea, Rhabditida, Aphelenchoididae.